Molecule: messenger RNA, 3351 nt
Organism: Sus scrofa (pig)
Lineage: Eukaryota; Metazoa; Chordata; Mammalia; Artiodactyla; Suidae
Source: RefSeq, a predicted model, not a curated record
AUAAAAAAUAGAUAAUAUAUAAAUAAUAUAAAAUAAUAUAUAAAUAAUAAAUAUAUAAAUAACUAUAUCAACAUAUUAUAUAUUAUAUAUUUAAAUUCAAUGUAGAUUAAAAUUAUGCCAAGGUAUUUCAUGUUUAUAUGUAAGGAGAAGUUGGUUUCUAGGCUCAGAUAAUUAUGAGUUUUUUCCCAGUCAAAAGAAAGUCCAGUGAUACAUUUGAAAGUUACACAGAGCCUGAGGUGAUAUCUCAGUGUUUAGGGCAACUUCUGUCAAACUUCUUCCAAGAUCAGUGAGCAUGCUCCCUUUGUCCUUGUUUUCUUAAUCCCCAUUUUGCUGGCUGAACUGUAGAAGUGAUGGCUGGAGCUCUGGCCACCAUCUUGGAGCAGGAAGAUGAGAAUGACACCACACUCCAAGGGGACAGAGCAGUGAGCUAGAAGGAGCCUAUUUGCUGAGAAUUUCAUGGAACCUACCAGCCCCGGAUUUUCCCUGCCUCUGAAAUUUUACCUGAGAAAUAUAUAAGCUUUUACUCUGUUAAGCCACUAUUAUUUUGGGUUUAUAUCUUGAAACUUAACCUACUUAAAGCAAUAUAAAAACUUAACUCUAAGGGUAUCCUCAGCAGUAAUCCAUGACGUUGCAGCUGUCCUCAGUGUCAUGAAGAACUAUAGGUGCAAUGAGAGGAAACAGGGUGCCUAAGUGGAGUCGGGCCAGGGAAGGCUCUAAAUGAUGAUAAAAUCAACUAGGCAAAGAGGUGGGAAAUAGAUAAAUAUAACAUUAUUUGUCACUUGUUUAAAAAAAAUAAAGAGGGAUCUAGAAGGAAUGUUUCAUGGAAUAUUUUUCUCGUUCACACAGGUAGGUGGUGAUGGUUAGUUUAGGGAGGAAAUGCUCCAGGGCAAGAUGGUUUGACGUGGAUCCCAGUGUGCAUGUAGCAGAGGACCUGACUUGCUCAAAAAAUGCUGUCAGAAAUAUAUGCCUCUAUAGGUUCUAAAAGCUGCGUGGCCAGUGUGAUGGAGUGAGCUGUGUACUGUUUGUUGAUCUACUCCCUAGAUCUGAAUUCCUUCUGAAAGCCUAGGCAGGAGGAUGAUACAGUCAGACAAAGGAGCAGAUCCGCUGAGCAAAAAGGACCAGAAGGACAAGAAGCUUUCUACGGCAACCAAUCCAGAGAGUGGUAUCUCCCAGAUCCUGCGGCUUGUGCUGCAAGAGCUGAAUCUGUUCUACAGCCGAGACGUGAAUGGAGUGUGCCUCCUGUAUGACCUCCUCCACUGCCCCUGGCUGCAGGCUCUGCUCAAGGUUUAUGACUCUCUCCAGGAUUUCAAAGAAAAGCAGCUCAUUCCUGCCACACCCCAUGCGCAGGCCUUAUCCAACGAGGUACUGAAGAUAUUAUGUGAAACCCCCAAGUCCCCUGAGAUCCAAGAGCUGAGACAGAUCCUUCAGUCUCCACACUUUAAGGCCUUGCUCAGUGCCCAUGACACUGUGGCUCAGAAAGACUUCGAACCCCUUCUUCCCCCCCUGCCAGACAAUAUCCCUGAGAGCGAGGAAGCAAUGAGGAUUGUGUGUUUGGUGAAAAACCAACAGCCCCUGGGAGCUACCAUCAAGCGCCACGAGAUGACGGGGGACAUCCUGGUGGCCAGAGUCAUCCACGGCGGGCUGGUCGAGAGGAGUGGGUUGUUAUAUGCUGGAGACAAACUGGUGGAAGUAAAUGGAAUUUCCGUUGAAGGACUGGACCCUGAGCAAGUGAUCCAUAUUUUGGCCAUGUCUCGUGGCACAAUCAUGUUCAAGGUGGUUCCAGUUUUGGACCCUCCUGUUAAUAGCCACAAGAUGGUGUACGUUCGUGCCAUGACCGAGUACUGGCCCCAGGAGGAUCCCGCCAUCCCCUGCAUGGACGCUGGGCUGCCUUUCCAGAAAGGGGACAUCCUCCAGAUUGUGGACCAGAAUGAUGCCCUCUGGUGGCAGGCCCGGAAAAUCUCAGACCUCGGUACCUGUGCUGGCCUAAUCCCUUCUAACCACCUUCUGAAGAGGAAGCAACGGGAGUUCUGGUGGUCUCAGCCAUACCAGCCUCACAACCACCUGAAAUCCGCCAUAUCAAUUUCUAUGGAAGAAGAAGAUGACAUGAAGAUUGACGAGAAAUGUGUGGAAGCAGAUGAAGAAACAUUUGAAUCUGACAAGGAGGAAUUCGUCGGCUGUGGUCAGAAGUUCUAUAUUGCUGGUUUCCGCCGCAGCAUGCGCCUCUGCCGCCGCAAGUCCCACCUCAGCCAGCUGCGCGCCAAAGUGAGCGGUGCCAGCAACUGCUAUGGCGCAGUGGGCGCCCCUUACGAAGAGGUGGUGAGGUACCAGCGCCACCCUGCAAACAAGCACCGCCUCAUCGUGCUCGUGGGACCUUCCGGUGUUGGAGUAAAUGAACUGAGAAGGCAACUUAUUGAACUUAAUCCUAACCGUUUUCAAAGCGCUGUGCCACAUACUACUCGUUCCAAAAAGAGUUACGAAAUGGAUGGUCGUGAAUAUCACUAUGUGUCAAAGGAAACAUUUGAAAGUCUCAUGUACAGUCACAGGAUGCUCGAGUAUGGUGAGUACAAAGGCCACCUGUAUGGCACCAGUGUGGAUGCUGUUCAAGCAGUCCUUGAUGAAGGCAAGAUCUGUGUCAUGGACUUAGAGCCACAGGGUAUUCAAGUGGCUCGAACCCAGGAAUUGAAGCCCUAUGUCAUAUUUAUAAAGCCAUCUAGCAUGAGUUGUAUGAAGCGAUCUCGGAAAAAUGCCAAGAUCAUUACAGACUACUUUGUGGACAUGAAGUUCAAGGAGGAAGAUCUACAAGAGAUGGAGGAUUUAGCCCAGAAAAUGGAGUCUCAGUUUGGCCAGUUUUUUGAUCACGUGAUUGUGAAUGACAACUUGCAAGAUGCAUGUGCUCAAUUGCUGUCUGCAGUUCAGAAGGCUCAGGAGGAGCCUCAGUGGGUACCAGCAACAUGGGUUUCCUCUGAUAACUGAGUCUUAAGGAGACCUGCUUCAUACUGGAAUUUUAAACAAUGUUCACUUGUUAAAGAGAGCUGGAAAAAUAGCUGUAAUUUAAAACAGUAGUAUUGUACUAUUUGCCCUAUUAUAAUGUGUGCAACUUCAAAAGUGUUGUGGUUUGCUAAUUAAUCUUGCUUGAAAAAAAAUUGUAAGGUAUGGUUAUCUAGAGUUAUCUAUUUGGUUUUUAGGGGAAAAAAAAGUUUUCCUUUACUUCAUAUACUGCAUUUGAUAGGGAUAUAAACAAUGCUAAGUCACCGAGUAUGAGGAUAUUUCAUAGAUUUCACAUGGCCUUUGUAUGAUUCAGAUAAGAAGAGCUUUCCUAAAUAAAAUUAGUGUCUAAUUUCAAAAACUGCA